Molecule: messenger RNA, 768 nt
Organism: Linnemannia hyalina
Lineage: Eukaryota; Fungi; Mortierellomycota; Mortierellomycetes; Mortierellales; Mortierellaceae
Source: the annotation of a GenBank genome assembly
AUGGCUGAUACCCCCACCCGCGAAGACCACGUCUACCUCGCCAAGCUCGCUGAGCAGGCCGAGCGUUACGAAGAGAUGGUCAAGAACAUGAAGGAUGUCGCCUCCGUUGGCAAGGAGUUGUCGGUCGAGGAGCGCAACCUCUUGUCCGUCGCCUACAAGAACGUCAUCGGUGCCCGCCGUGCCUCGUGGCGCAUUGUCUCCUCGAUCGAGCAGAAGGAGGAGUCCAAGGGAUCUGAGGCCCACGUCGCCAUGAUCAAGACCUACCGCACCAAGAUCGAGGAGGAGCUCGAAGGCAUCUGCAAUGAUAUCCUCAAGGUCCUCGCUGAUCACUUGAUCCCCAACGCCCAGUUGGGAGAGUCCAAGGUCUUCUACCACAAGAUGAAGGGUGACUACUACCGCUACUUGGCCGAGUUCGCCACCGGCGACAAGCGCAAGGAGGCCUCCGACAAGUCCCUCGAGGCCUACAAGAACGCCUCGGAUGUUGCCAUCACCGAGUUGCCCCCUACCCACCCCAUUCGCCUCGGAUUGGCCCUCAACUUCUCCGUCUUCUACUACGAGAUCUUGAACUCGCCCGACCGUGCUUGCCAUUUGGCCAAGCAGGCCUUCGACGAUGCCAUCGCUGAGUUGGAUACUCUCAGCGAGGAGAGCUACAAGGACUCCACAUUGAUCAUGCAGCUCCUCAGAGACAACUUGACCCUCUGGACCUCCGACAUGCAGGAUGCAGGCCCCAGAGGCGAGGCCGAGGCUGAGGCCCCCGCUGACGAAUAA